Messenger RNA from Symbiodinium necroappetens, 836 nucleotides. The record is from the annotation of a GenBank genome assembly. Lineage: Eukaryota; Dinophyceae; Suessiales; Symbiodiniaceae.
GACUCCCAACCUUGGGUGGCACGGGAUGUGGUGGCCCAGCUGCCUGCUCCGAUGGAGGCCUGCUUCCUGUGGUGGGUCUGGAGAGCUCUGUGCCAGAGUGCAUCCAAGCACACUGGACCGAUCCUGCGUUCCGCGACGAGGGCGCCGCGGCCCUUCCUCAUUGGCACUACAAUAACAUGGUCCAGUCAAAGCACCAGAACAACGUCUGCUUCUUUUCGCACUCGUGGGAUGCCCAGGAAGAGUGCUGGGACGCCUGUUUCCAGGGGCUCGCUGCUAUCGUGCGGGCGGGUGGGCUGGCGAAUUUCCAGAAGCUCAGCUACGAGCAAAAGCAAGCGUUGCUGCCAGAGGAUGCUACUUCGGUGCUCCAGUUCUCUGAGUAUGGUGACAUGGUCGCCUGGUACAGGCGUUGUGCCUGGCAGUUUGUCCAGGAUCUGGUGCGCCGCUGGCUCUCCUCGCGCGGGGACGAGCUUGUCUGGUCUGCUUUGCACAGAGGUUCGCAGCUGGCCAGGUUGUACACCGAGGUGACAACGCCCCAUCUGCAGAAUGUCCUUGGCUCGCUUUGGACGCCGGCGGAUAACUACUGCACACCGGCCGAGGCCAAGUUCCAGGUUAGCAGAGGACUCCUGGCUGCGCACCCGGCCUUUGACCAUCUCAGGCGCAUGAUGACAGAGGCCAGCAUGCUGGAGUUAGCCAUCGGCCAGCCACGUGCUGGGGCAGGUGGACGUUUACCUGGAGCGACAGAGUGCUUCGAAGCACUGCUUCUUCCUACUCUGUUCCGACAAGGCAUCAACCAUAUUCGCUUGCACGCAUGCAGCCUGCCCGUUUUUCUUUUAUGA